UGUAUGUUUGCGUGUGUGUGACGUGGCCCCUCCUAAUGCAGUGCCGGUGUGUGUCUGUAUAGGGCUGGACCUCCCCUUCUGGCUUCGGAACCGCUAGUCUUCACUUCCCCUUUUACAGGCUUAGCGUUACUCGACUCCCACAGAGGAGACCGCGAUUCGUUUGUAAAGGCGGUGUAUGAAUCCAAUUGGAGGGAUAUCUGCAACCAUAAACGCCAACAGGCUGCGAGCGGAAGGCAUGGGCUCCCACGAGCAGGCGGUGCACUUCUCCAACCAGGACUAUGAGACACUGAAGCAACAGUGCAUUGAGUCGGGCUGCCUUUUCGAAGACCCCUGUUUCCCCGCUGAGCCCCCAUCGCUUGGCUUCAAGGAGCUCGCUCCCUACUCUGCAAAAACCAGAGAUGUGGAGUGGAUGAGACCCACGGAACUGGUGAAUCAGCCUCAAUUCAUUGUUGGCGGUGCCACCAGGACCGACAUCUGUCAAGGAGCACUGGGGGACUGCUGGCUCUUGGCAGCCAUUGCUUCGCUCACACUCAAUGAGAAGCUGCUUCAUCGGGUUGUCCCACAUGGCCAGUCCUUCGAAGAUAGUUACGCUGGAAUUUUCCACUUUCAGUUCUGGCAGUUUGGCGAAUGGGUAGAUGUCGUCAUAGAUGACAGACUCCCCGUCAAAGAUGGCGAGCUGAUGUUUGUGCAUUCUGCUGAGGGCAAUGAAUUCUGGAGUGCACUGCUGGAGAAGGCUUAUGCUAAGCUGAAUGGAACCUAUGAAGCUUUGUCUGGAGGAAGUACCACUGAAGGUUUUGAAGACUUCACAGGUGGUGUGUCAGAGUGUUACGAACUCAGCAAAGCUCCCAGAGAUUUGUACAAGAUCAUCGGCAAAGCUCUGGACAGGGGCUCCCUGCUGGGCUGCUCUAUUGAUAUAACCAGUGCCUUUGACAUGGAGGCUGUAACGUUCAAGAAGCUAGUGAAGGGCCACGCCUAUUCAGUCACUGGGCUGAAGGAGGUAGAUUACCGUGGCAGACAGGAGCGUUUAAUCCGAAUUCGUAAUCCUUGGGGUCAAGUGGAGUGGACCGGUGCCUGGAGUGACAAUUCCUCGGAAUGGGAGCACGUUGAUCCAUCUGAACGAGAUGAAGUGCAUUUGCAGAUGGAAGAUGGAGAGUUUUGGAUGUCCUUCAGUGAAUUCCUGAGACAGUUUUCCCGACUCGAAAUAUGUAAUCUGACUGCUGACGCUCUGAAGGAGGACGCUCUCAGCCACUGGAACACCAUCAAAUUUCACGGCACGUGGAGGAGGGGCAGCACUGCCGGAGGCUGCAGGAACAAUCCCAACACAUUCUGGAUAAACCCUCAGUAUAAGAUCACAUUGCUUGAGGAAGAUGAUGACCCCGACGAUGACGAGGUCGCCUGUAGUUUCUUGGUUGCACUGAUGCAGAAAGACCGCCGUAGAUAUCGCCGACACGGUCAGGAUAUGCACACCAUAGGCUUUGCGCUAUAUGAGAUCCCCGAGGAGUUUAAAGGUUGCCAGAAUGUCCACCUGAAGAAGAAUUUCUUUCUGCGCAAUCAAUCGUGUGCUCGCUCUGAGACUUUCAUUAACCUCCGUGAGGUGAGCACACGGCUCCGUCUACCUCCUGGAGAGUAUCUCAUUGUCCCCUCCACUUUUGAGCCCGGUAAAGAGGCUGACUUUGUCCUCCGAGUCUUCACUGAGAAACAAUCAGAAACAGAAGAACUAGACGAUGAAAUCUCUGCUGACUUAGGAGAAGAGGAAGAAAUAACGGAAGAUAACAUUGAUGAGUCCUUCAAGUCCAUGUUUGCCCAACUAGCAGGAGAGGACAUGGAGAUUUCCAUUCGGGAGCUGAAGACCAUUCUGAACAGAGUCGUCUCGCGCCAUAAGGAUCUGAAGACGGACGGCUUCAGUUUGGAGUCUUGCAGAACCAUGGUCAACCUGAUGGAUAAGGAUGGAAGUGCUCGUUUGGGAGUGGUGGAGUUCCAGGUUCUUUGGAAUAAGAUUCGAAAGUGGCUGCUUGUCUUUAGGCAGUUUGAUCUUGACAAGUCAGGUGCCAUGAGUUCCUAUGAGAUGCGUCUUGCCGUGGAGGCAGCAGGUUUUAAACUAAACAACAAACUGAAUGAGAUUCUGGUGGCCCGGUAUGCAGAGAAUGAGAUGAUCGACUUUGAUAACUUCAUCUGCUGCUUGGUCAAGCUUGAAGCCAUGUUCAGGUCUUUCCUGCAGUUUGACAAAGAGUCCUCGGGAGUGGCUGAAUUGACUCUCAUAGAGUGGCUUUACCUGACCAUGUGUGGUUGAAGAGGACUCUAUACCAAGUUGAGGGAUGGCAGCAGUCUGCAGAUUGUCACGAUUGUUUGAACGCUCAGCCUUGAAAAUCCUGUAACAUUUCCCACCCUAGCGUAUCCAAAGUA
This is a messenger RNA of Hippocampus comes (tiger tail seahorse), 2403 nucleotides long. Its product is annotated as calpain-1 catalytic subunit-like. Gene Ontology annotation, molecular function: calcium-dependent cysteine-type endopeptidase activity; calcium ion binding. Bases 176 to 2290 code for a protein of 704 amino acids. Lineage: Eukaryota; Metazoa; Chordata; Actinopteri; Syngnathiformes; Syngnathidae. The record is from RefSeq and is a predicted model, not a curated record. The transcript is spliced from 22 exons. Gene Ontology annotation, biological process: proteolysis. Gene Ontology annotation, cellular component: cytoplasm.